UCCGGGGCAACGAUAAACAAUAUGGCUGCGGAUAUAAUCAUGGAAGAGAAGGCAUACUUAGUCACUACACUGUGCAAGUAAUGUGGUCUUGUUAGCCAUUUAAACGGUAUCCUGUGGCAGCACAAAUUUGAAACGCGUCAUAAGAAUGGACUGCUGAGCAUUGGCCUUUGUCAUGGACGGCCCCAUCAUGAGCGAGGUGCACGAGGCCGCGGCGGCAGGGGACAGCGAGCAGGUCCUGAACCUAUUGAAUCUUGGAAAGUAUGACGUCAACCAGAAAGAUACCGAAUGGCAUGAUAGGACACCGCUGCACUGGGCUGCCAUCAAAGGUCACGCCGAAAGCAUCCGGGUCCUUGUGGACUAUGGUGCCAAUGUGGAUGCUGUCACUGAUAGCGGGUGGACGCCGGCACAUUUUGCGGCCGAGAUCGGGAAGCUUGGUGCCCUCAAGGCACUGCACAAGCUGGGCGCUGACAUGGAGAUCAGGGACUGCUGUGGAGACAUGCCAAGGGACCUGGCCUCUGUCUACGGCCAGACGGAAUGCGUGGAAUUCCUGAAAUUGGCCGAGUACGAGGACAGAAUACAGCGCGAGAGGGAGAAACAGGAACGGCUGGAGCGAGAGGAGAGGGACAGACGAGAGGAGGAUAAGAGGCGGCGGGAGGAGGAGCUAAGACAACAGAGGAAGCAGGAGGCAGAAAAGCGGGCCAAGGAGAAGGGCAAGGAGAAGGGCAAGAAAGGCGGAGGGAACAACGGCAGCAAGGGGAAGAGUUUAGCCAGCGUCGGAAAGGCUGUCCUACUCAUGGGUGGCAAGUAGUGUGACCUCGUCUAGUUGUGUCCCCUUAUUUAUUGUUCAGUCAUGUCAGCAGCUGUAGCCAGGUUGUCACAAAUUGUCAUUAAUCAGUCUUGAGUUACAAGCCGUUUCCGUGAACUGUGACCAUGGUGACAAACGGAUGCCUUUGUCAUCUUGACCAUUGUAAUCAAUAUCACAAGUUGUCACUUGUCACUCAAGCUGUCACAUCACAAGUCAUUUAGCCUCAUCAAGUGAUGAGCUAUUUCAGUGAAAUGACAGAGGCAGUCACUGCUCAUUCAGUAAUAGAGGAUCUUAUGAUUUUUUUAUAUCUGCUUGCGAUAGAGCUUACUGUAAACUUGAUUAAUGGCAGACAAGUGAAACACUCACAUUGCCCAGGCAAUAAUGAUUACAGCCCUAUUUCAGUGCUAGGUCACUAACACUCCAGUAGGAAGUGAUAGCAAUAUUUACAAUAAUGCAUCACUCAAAUGUUUGAAAUAAACUUUGCUUUGCUAUAGGUACUUUGAUAAGUUUUCCAACAACACUUACACCUUAAUGCCAAGUAUUCAAGAAUGUGUCCUGUAAACUCCGUCCUGAAAAGGGUAUUUAGUGACUUUGACAGUUGAGGGUAUUAAUAUUGUUCUAGCAGUCUCAGAAUAGUGUUUUCUUAGAAACAAGUGCUUUUAGCAUCCAGGUACAUGUACGUUGACAUAAUAUAUGUAUUAAACAUGUAGAAAGAUUGACAUUUAUUUUUCAAGAGAUCGACUUUGCACCUCCAAUGGAGAAGAAUUUGUCCUUUGUUUUUGUUAAAAAUUUGAGUGGCAAAUAACUACAGCAAACACUAGGGCAGAUUUCAAGUCGCUUUUAUGAAAGCUUUAUUAUACAUGUACGAUAUUGUAUUUCAUUUGGUACUUAGUCAGCAAAACGGCCAAAUAUAUUAAAUCAACAUUAGUAUCAA
Acanthaster planci (crown-of-thorns starfish) is the source of this 1739-nucleotide messenger RNA. Its product is annotated as ankyrin repeat domain-containing protein 66-like. Gene Ontology annotation, molecular function: protein binding. NCBI's taxonomy places the organism in Eukaryota, Metazoa, Echinodermata, Asteroidea, Valvatida, Acanthasteridae. The record is from RefSeq and is a predicted model, not a curated record.